AUGGCAACAUAUUCUCCUACAGGAUCAGAUAUCAGAGCUACAAAGCAAGAAAUCAGCCAGGAGACGUGCAGUGUGGGUCUCAGUGAGGAAUUCAGUGAGAAACCGAGCUUCAACCUCACACAGCUCAUAGGAGACUCCUUUUACUGCAUCCAGGUAUCAGGAAGAACUGGGGCAGGAUUUGGGAACAUCUCCACCAUUGUAGUCAAACUUCCUGUUGGUCCUCCUCCCGUGGAUGUGAUAGAUCCCGUUGAGGAACCAGAGGUUGUCCCCCAGCCGGUGGUAGACCCUAUAACUGGAGACGAUGGUAUAUCAGACACCUCAGCCAGAGUCAGCUUCUCCUUGCCCUCUGAGAUCAACAGCAACGGACCAGUUGACAGGGCUCUGAUAUAUGUUCAGAGGAUGCCCAGCAGUAGCCAGGCCAUAGGGACGUGGUAUGAGAGCAGCCAACUCACCCAAGAAUGGCCACAAUAUGCAGCCCUGAGUGUGAAUAUCACACCUAAUUCACAGGGAAGAAAGAGACAAGAAGGCGACAUUGAAGUGUCAUUCACAAUAGGAAACUCAAUGACGUGUGGCCCAACUGACACAGUCUGCAACGGUCCCCUCAACCCCAGUGCCGACUAUGGCGUGCGCUACACCCUCUUCUCUGGGGACCAGUUGCAGGAGUUUCCUUUCUUCCCCGGCGCCCAGUUUACAACCGGUGAAUCUGGACUGGUGUAUCGUGGAUACAUUAACUAUGGCUCUAUGAAAGCAUUGGUUGCCAUAAAAACAUGUAAAGGUAGCAGUGAUAUAAAGAGACUGAUGAAAGAAGUGUCAGCCAUGUUCUCUUUCAAACAUCCCAAUGUGAUGUCAUUAACUGGAGUGUGCUUUGACAAAGGGGUUCCCCUAGUAAUCAUGCCAUUUAUGCGGAAUGGAACUGUACUGGAAUAUGUUGAGUCGGCCUCGAAAGUGGGUCUGGAUAUUUGUCUUCAAAUCAGUAAGGGAAUGACAUACCUUGCCCAGCAGAAAUUUGUUCAUCGAGAC
Molecule: messenger RNA, 1020 nt
Organism: Geodia barretti
Lineage: Eukaryota; Metazoa; Porifera; Demospongiae; Tetractinellida; Geodiidae
Source: the annotation of a GenBank genome assembly